This is a messenger RNA of Triticum aestivum (bread wheat), 1454 nucleotides long. RefSeq lists its product as uncharacterized. The record is from RefSeq and is a predicted model, not a curated record. The transcript is spliced from 2 exons. The coding region runs from base 56 to 1267 and encodes 403 amino acids. Gene Ontology annotation, molecular function: protein binding. Lineage: Eukaryota; Viridiplantae; Streptophyta; Magnoliopsida; Poales; Poaceae.
UUUCCCCUCUCCGAUCCACUCCAACAGAUCCCGCACAAGCUGUGAGGAGGGCGAGAUGACGCCCAGCCUUCGCCGCCGCCCCAGCUCGCCGGCGUCGGCGCCGCCGCUGGACGACGACGACCUCCUCUCCGAGAUCCUCCUCCGUCUCCCUCCGCAGCCGUCUUCCCUCCCACGCGCCUCCGUCGUCUGCAAGCGCUGGCGCGGCCUCGUCUCCGACCCCGGCUUCCUCAGCCGCUUCCGGAUCCACCACCGCCGCAACCCUCCCCUCCUCGGCUGCUUCGUCAAAACUUCCGACGAUCUCUACUUCGAGCCUACCCUGGAGCCCCCCAACCAUGUCCCGCGCGGCCGCUUCUCCCUGCAGAACCUCCCCAGCGACAGCUUCCUGCUCCUCGGAUGCCGCCAUGGCCUCGUGCUAAUCUUCGACUGGAGGAAGUUGCAGAUCCUGGUGUGGGAUCUCGCCAACGGCAUCCAGCAAAGCACCGCCUCCCCCCCGGGGUUUCACAUGGUGGAGACCCUGAUCCACCUCCAGGGGGCAGUGCUUCGUGCUGCCGCAGGCGUCCAGCACUUCCAGGUGUGUUUGGCAGGCUUGGAGAGAGGCUCCCAACAAAAUUAUGCACGAGUGAUAGCCUGCGUUUACUCGUCCGAGACCGGCAGCUGGGGUAAUCUCGUCUCAACAGCAUUUCCAUCCGUGCCUUAUCUGCAUGUAGAUCCCACCAUGGUUUUUAUGGCCAAGCCCGGUGUGCUGGUUGGGGAUUUCCUUUACUGGGCGCUUACUGGGAAUUUUGUUCGAAUUAUCGAGUUUGAUCUCAAGAGGCAGAGCCUAGCUGUGAUAGGGAUCCCUGUGGAUAUGGAUCCUUGGAGACAUUACGAGUACUCGGUUAUGCGGGCAGAUGAUGGUGGGCUUGGCUUCCUCUUUCUGUCAGACUUCAGCGCCCAAUUGUGGAAGAGGAAGACUGAUUGUGAUGGUGCUGCUCCAUGGGUGCUGGGAAGAACUAUUGAACUGGACAAGCUACUUUCCCUAAAUUUACAUAAUGAGAGAGCGCCCCUAAGGAUUCUAGGAUAUGCUGAGGAAAAUAAUGUGGUGUUCUUGUCGACAGUUCACGGUGUCUUCAUGAUCCAGCUUGACCCAUUGCAGUCAAAUAAUGUGGUGUUCUUGUCGACAGUUCUCGGUGUCUCUCCUCUCUAUUAUCCAUUCGAAAGUAUCUAUACUGCAGGCAUGGGCAUUGCUGGUGGUCAUGAUGGGGCUAAACUUUUGCACAAUGCAUAAGAUGAUUGGUCAGAUUAAUAUGCUAUCAUGAUGUACUGGAUUGAGCAGGUAAGCCUAUCUUUAAGUAGUAGCAGAGCGAAAUAGUUUCUUUUUCUUUGCUUUAUGGAUAGUUCUCUAUUUUACUUUUACUUGUUGCUGCAUUGCAUUCAAUAUUUUUGUGGCUAUGGAUCUAUCAAGUCCGAUUGCU